Phyllostomus discolor (pale spear-nosed bat) is the source of this 1047-nucleotide messenger RNA. RefSeq names its product ribosomal protein S15a (gene RPS15A). Gene Ontology annotation, molecular function: structural constituent of ribosome. Gene Ontology annotation, cellular component: ribosome; cytosolic small ribosomal subunit. The record is from RefSeq and is a predicted model, not a curated record. The coding region runs from base 109 to 501 and encodes 130 amino acids. NCBI's taxonomy places the organism in Eukaryota, Metazoa, Chordata, Mammalia, Chiroptera, Phyllostomidae. Gene Ontology annotation, biological process: translation. The transcript is spliced from 5 exons.
CUUCCUCCCAGAGGCACUUUGAAAAUCUCGCGAUAGCCUUCCCUUUUCCCAUAACUCCGUGGGCUUGCCCCUCCCGUCCUCUUUCCGCCAUCUUUCCGUGCCGCCAUAAUGGUGCGCAUGAAUGUCCUGGCUGAUGCUCUCAAGAGUAUCAACAAUGCUGAAAAGAGAGGCAAACGCCAGGUUCUUAUCAGGCCGUGCUCCAAAGUCAUCGUCCGGUUUCUAACUGUGAUGAUGAAGCAUGGCUACAUUGGCGAAUUUGAAAUUAUUGAUGACCACAGAGCUGGGAAAAUUGUUGUAAACCUUACCGGCAGGUUGAAUAAGUGUGGAGUAAUCAGCCCCAGAUUUGAUGUACAACUCAAAGAUCUAGAAAAAUGGCAGAACAACCUGCUUCCAUCCCGUCAGUUUGGUUUCAUUGUACUGACAACCUCAGCGGGCAUCAUGGACCAUGAAGAAGCAAGACGAAAACACACAGGAGGGAAAAUCCUGGGAUUCUUUUUCUAGGGAUGUAAUACAUAUGUGCAAAUAAAAUGCCUCAGUGGACUCUGGUGCUUCACUCGGUCGUUUUGAACGUGACAGCAGAGUAGCAAGAGCUCCCGCAGCAGUGUGCAGCCUUUGUAUUAAUUGGUGAAUGCUGUUUCCCUGAAGUGAACAAGAAAGUCUUGGUUUGUGAUUACUCCACCGUCACCCUCAUGGCUCAGCACAGGAGGGUGUCUGGCCCUGGAUAGCUGAGUCUGGGUUGGGGUCCAAGUGGUGAAGCUGUCCCUUUCUGGGGUCUUAUGUCAACCCUGGAAAGAGUGGUGCCUUUUUUCUUGUUUUUAGCUUGAUACAGUACUCACUCCAUGCACUGUUAACUGCCCUGAAAAUACAUGGUUAGUUAACUAUGUAAGUGCUUGUAAGGAAGCAGGCAGGAGGAAGACAGCUAGAGCCCUCAGCUCACUAAGACCUCAAAGUAAAUUUGGAUGGCAUGUCAGUAAGAUUUUUAGCAAUGUGUGUUUGUAAAGUGGCAUUUUAAAAAAUGAAACAUCGUUUUAAAAUUGUAGUUGUACU